Molecule: messenger RNA, 1611 nt
Organism: Durotheca rogersii
Lineage: Eukaryota; Fungi; Ascomycota; Sordariomycetes; Xylariales; Xylariaceae
Product: fungal-specific transcription factor domain-containing protein
Exons: 2
Coding region: 162-1550 (462 amino acids)
Biological process (GO): positive regulation of transcription by RNA polymerase II
Cellular component (GO): nucleus
Molecular function (GO): DNA-binding transcription factor activity, RNA polymerase II-specific; zinc ion binding; transcription cis-regulatory region binding
Source: RefSeq, a predicted model, not a curated record
AACCCCCCCCCCUGACUAAGCCCCGGGAUCCGCCUGGUCACGAUGCUGUUUUCUCUCUCUUGGCCACGUCUUCUCUCCCCUCCUAUCUUCCUCUCUCCACUCCCGAUCUCGUCCACCUCGUUGGCGUCUCCACAUCACGUCUUCGCUUCGAUUCAAUAGAAAUGCCGCCAUUCUCGAGAACGCGGACAGGCUGCUUCACCUGCAGAGAAGACGGCUACAAAUGCGACGAACAGAAGCCUUUCUGUGGCCGAUGCAUAAGACUUCACAAGGUCUGUAAAGGAUACGGAGUUAGGUUGAAGUGGCAGACUCCUCAGGGGCCGACCAAGUCAAAAGCUUCUCGAGCCAGACGACAAGGGGCACCAUGCUUAAACUCCAACCAUCCAAACAAAAAAGUCGUGGCGACGGCGCCUUCUAGCAUCGGGUUCGAGUCCGCGAAACCGAUGAUAGUGAUAAGGCCUGACCCUUCGUGCAUCGUGCCGAGCGAUGUCAACCCCGUAACCCGAUACUUGCUUAAUCAUUGGUCGGCGACCUUGGCCACGAUGGUAUCCAUGACCCCGACUCCACGGAAUCCGUUUCUCGUCCAUCUUACCCCGAUGAUGGCCCAUUCCGUCGCUCUACGAUUUGUCCUGUGUUCGAUCGCGGCAUGCCACUUAGCAAUACUCAAGCCUGACGAUUCGCUUCAUACCUUGGCGACCCGCUACCAACUGUCCGCCGUUUCGUCGCUCAGGCAAUCAAUUAUGACUGAUACUCCAGAGCUGUCUCUCGCUGCCAUUCUGAUGCUACAGGUCUCUGACAGACUCUUUACCAUGGAUUCUGGCGUCGAUCAUCUGUCUGGCGCGAAGGCAAUUAUCAGCCGAAGCGGAGCCCGCGUGUGGAAGAGCCCUAGCGCCUCGUUUCUCCUCGGCCUAUACUCCUACCAUGAUAUAUUGACUUCUGUUUCUCGAGAUGCUAGUCCCGUUUUCGAGUUUGAUGGCAGGUUCCCGAUUGAAGGUAUGGAAUCCAUGAUGGAGCUCACCUCAAUCUUGCAAAUUGUCGGUCGGAUUAGCAGGAUGCGAGAUCGGGAUCGGGAAGAGCUUGAUGCGCAGGGCCACGCGAUCGAGUUUACGCUCAAUGCGCUAGACAACUUUGAGGAAACAAAAGGAGAUGCUGGCCACACUGUGCAGGCGUAUAAGCACGCUGCCUUCAUAUAUCUGCACCGGGUCUGGCACAACCAAGGAGCACCGCAUCCUUCGACGUUAAAGCAGGCUCGGACCUGUCUCGGCCACCUUGGCCUUGUCCCGGUAAACUCGUCUCUCGUAUCGGCUCAGGUUUGGCCUCUCUGGACGGCUGGGUGUGAGUCAAUCGACGACGACCAGCGCCAGUUCGUACGAGACAGAAUCGACGCAAUGUACGAGGCUCGUCAUCUGCCGUCACUGCGCCGAAUUAAGCAGGACAUUGAAGAAGUCUGGCGGAUCAAGGAUGAACGGCGAAACCUGAUCGGAGUUGACAAUGUCGAUUGCAUCAAAGCCAUACUGCAGAACCGACAGAGGGAAGCCGAUAUUGCAGCGUGACGUUCCGGACUACUUUACCUUACGUGCUGGAGUCGAGUACUACUGUUGAUGAUAUCCGACG